UCUAUAUAAAGGCAACCACUUUGAUCGCACCAAUUAGUCAAACACAAUAUUUGGAGCGCGUAUAAUCCGUGCGAUUUUUUUUGGACAACAUGUUGUCCCGAAAAAGUCCUCUUUUACUCGCGGUAGGAAUUCUAGUGAUAUAUGUGAAUACUGAAAUCGUAAACUCAACCAACGUGCGGUCUAAUAUUUGGCAUGACGGUCCCAUUAAUUGCUACACUUGCGAUAGUGAAGAUGAAUGUGCGCUUGGCAACGGUGUCAUCCAAAAAUGUGAGAAUAAUGAUGACCAAACAUGUGUAAUAGUUUUCAGUGAAAAAGGGAUAGUAAAUCAGAGAGGAUGUAGCGAUAAAAUUAUUUCCUCUCAAAACGGCAGCUACUGCAGCAAAAACCCAGACAGAUGCCCUACUUGUUCAUCUUCUGCCUGUAAUGAGGCAACAUCUAUGGACGGAUUCAUAGAGUGUGUGGCUUGCGACUCAAGUUUGGACAAGAACUGUGCAUUAAACCCUGCCGAUAUCAUUGCAAGAACCUUAUGUUUUGGAAAUUGCAUGACAGCUCUUUAUCCUACAAGUAAGACUGACAACCCCAGCUACAGUUUGGUGAGGUCCUGCUUAAAUGAUCGCGACAUUGAUGAUCAAAAAGCAUGCUUAAAUGGAAAUGAUCGUAUGUGUCAUACAUGUAAUCAACCUCAUUGUAACGUCAAUAUUAUGCCCGAAGUAAGGCAUUCGUGUUACCGCUGUUCCGGCGAUGAUUGUGAGGAUCCCGUUCGUGAAGAGUGUCCCAAGUAUAAAGAAGACGAUCAUUGUUUUAUGCGUUUUGAGGAGGGUAACAAUGACGCAAUCGAACUGGGUUGCUUGUCAGACUUCGAUUCCGAAGAAGCAGUUAUAGAUCUUGUAAAGCAAAAAGCUUUGUACAUUUGUGAUGGGAUGAAUUGUAAUGGAUUUGAACAUUUACCCAAAACUUUUGAAUGCAGCAAUUGUUCGUCCGUGAAUGCUGAGGCGUGCGCUACAAAUCCAGCGGCAAUAACCGCCCCGAAAAAAUGUAUUACAAUGCCCUACACUCAAUGCUACCAACGUAUAAAUGGAAUAGCCACGGAGCGCGGAUGUCUUUCAGAUUUAGUAGGGGAUGAAUUCUACAACUGCUUAAUCGGCUCAGAUGACAAAUGCCAGAUCUGCGAGGGCAACAACUGCAAUGAAGAGAUUAUUCCUGAGGAUCGUCUGCGUUGCCAUCGAUGCAACUCGAAUUCUGAUGCAGCUUGUCACACUUCUCCUGCCACCUCUUCGGUAUGUCCCUCGUACAGUGACAAUGAUGCUUGUGUUGCUAGCUACGAAAAUGGCGUAACAAAACGUGGUUGUCGAUCAGAGUUCACGUGCGUAGAGGACUCAAAGGGCUGUGAAAUAUGUGUUGGAAAUAAUUGUAAUACAGCCAAUUUAAUGAAACGUGUAGAAGAAAUAUAUGGUGUCUUCCAGGACCUACCUCUCAACUGCAACACAUGUGUUGGAGACGAGUGCAAAACCGGUGUCCGUAAUCCCAGAAAAUGUGAAGGUGAUCCUUACCAGGACUGUAUGACGAUUUUUAAUAUCAAAGGAGAAGUUAUUCGUCGUGGCUGUGAAAACCUUGUUUUAGAAGAAUACCUUUCGCAUUGCAAUGAUAAUCCAGAUCUUUGUUUUAAUUGCAAAUCGAAUGGUUGUAACGAUAUGACAGACCCAUUUACUAAUCAAUUGUGUCUGUACUGCGAUGCUUCAAAUAACUCCCAAUGUUUAUUUAAUCCCGAUGCCGUUACAUCUACAAGAAAAUGCACCCUCGGUUGUAUUUCCUCUCUUUAUCCUCGCAAAUCCAAUCCAAAAGUUUACGAUUUUGUACGGACUUGUUUGGAAGACAUUGAACCAGACAAUAGGGAAAGUUGCACUGAAGAGAAUAACUGUCUAGUCUGUUCUGACGAAAAGUGCAAUACUGCAAUUUUACCAGAGACUGGUCGUCUUUCCUGUAAUCACUGCGAAGGUAAUAACUGUAAUGCCCAAGUGUCAAAACCGUGCGAAGGUUAUGCCGCAGACGAUCAAUGUUACAUGUAUUUCGAUAAUGUUACCCACAGUGUUGUCAAAAUGGGAUGUCGCAGUGAAUUAACAAUCACUGACAUCUUAGCCGAUAUCAAGCAAUACUUUAUUUGUGACGGCGAUAAUUGUAAUGAAUACGAUAAACUUCCUGAAGCCAGAUUUUGUUAUGCUUGUAAUUCGGAAAAUGAUGUGAGAUGUGCUACGGACCCAUCCCAAGUAACUACCAAAGAUAGGUGCCAGAACUAUCCAUACACAGAAUGCUAUACUCGAAUACGCGAUGAUGGUCAUACUGAACGUGGGUGCAUUUACAACUUGCCCACUGAAAUAUUCGUUGCCUGUAACACUGGCGAUCCCGAUUCCAAUUGCAGAAUCUGUGCUGAAAAUGAAUGCAACAAAAACAUAUAUCCAUCCAGCAGACAACAAUGCCACCGUUGUAAUUCGUUAAUCGAUGUCAAUUGUGAAGGUGAGCCUAAUUCCGUUCAACCGUGUCCACUUUUUGUUAAGAAUGAUGCCUGUGUCACACAAUGGGUUGAUGGCGUAACACGCCGCGAUUGUGCUACAGAACUAAAUUGCGAUGGACUCAAUAGAAAGAACUGUCGACAGUGUUCUGAAUUUGGAUGCAAUGAUAUAAAUUUAGCCAAUGAGGACAUUGGAAAAGUAGGAGUAUUCGCUGACCUCCCGUUAACAUGUUAUCACUGCAACGGCACCGAAGAAUGUCAACAAUCCAUCGGAAACUUGAACGUUUGCACAAAUAACAUUCAUCAAACAUGCACUGUGGUUUUCAACACCGAAGGUAAUGUAAUUCAACGUGGAUGUAGCGACAUUGUUGAUCAUGUUUGUACGGAGGCUGGAAAUGUAUGUUACGACUGUAAAUCUACGGGUUGUAACACUGCAAAGAAAGAACUUGAUUAUAUAAAUUGCAUUUUUUGUGAUAGCCAGAGUGAUGUUGAAUGUACUUUUAAUGCAAAUAACAUAACACGUACACGGAAAUGCCAAGGGGGUUGUAUGACAGCACUUUAUCCGCGCACCAAAGACGACGUCCCAGUAUAUGAGCUUAUGCGAACUUGCCUGGAUGAUAAAAAUUUAGAUGACCGCCUAAGCUGUGAGGCCAAAGAGGAUCCCCAAUGUAAAUCUUGUUCAGAGGAAAACUGCAACAAAGACCAAGUGGGUUUGCAUAAGUCUUGCUAUCAAUGUAUAGGAAAUGAAUGCCAAAAUGCUCAAGCUCAGUUAUGCCGAUCGGUUAUGAACAACGAUCAGUGCUUCGUGCAGUUCGAUGAGAGUGGUUCCGUUAUCGAACUAGGCUGUAAGAGCAAAUACGAUCCUUCAGAAGUAGUGACUCUUGUGACAGCAAAACUUUUAUGGUUGUGUGACGAUGAUAAUUGUAACCACAUUGAUAAUUUACCACAGUCGCAGUCCUGUACUUUGUGCAAUUCCUUGUCAGAUACCGAAUGUUCAACCAAUCCAGAACAUGUUGUGUCGUAUACGACAUGCAAUUCACUGCCUUAUUCCCACUGUUACUCCCGCAUUUUACAGAGCGGUCACACUGAACGUGGAUGUCUCUCAAAUUUGGAAAACGAAGAGUUUUACAACUGUUUGUACAACAAAAACGAUGUGGAAUGCCUGUCCUGCGUUGGCGACAAGUGCAAUAACAUGAUAUAUCCCAAUGGUCGCACAACUUGCCAUAUUUGUUCGUCAGCUGACUCCACGACAUGUGAAACUAUGCCAGACUCGUCGGAAGUGUGUUUGAGAUACAUUCCAAAUGACAGCUGUGUAACCAUUAUUGAUGAUAAUGGAUUCACGGUACGUGGUUGUAGUUCUCAAAUUCCAUGCGACGAGUCUGAUCCGACUAAUUGCCAGAAAUGUGAUGGAAACGAUUGUAAUACGGUCAACUUAAUGCGCAAGUCUGACGCGAAACCUGGAGUAUGGCAAAAUCUACCACUGACUUGCUUGACAUGUUCCAAUGUGGACGAAUGUAAAACGGGGUAUUCUCAAGAGAUUUGCAAUGGCAAAGAACAUUGUAUGACGGUUUUCAACAACAACGGUGAAGUUAUUAAACGAGGAUGUAGCGGCUCUGUUGAAGAAGAACAAGGUCCUUAUUGCGACGUCAACCACGAAAACUGCUUUAACUGCAAUUCUAAUUUAUGUAAUAACGCCACCUCUCUAUUCGAAUAUAACGAUUGCAUUUAUUGUGAUUCAGAAAGCAAUAACAAAUGCGCCCUCAAUCCCGAAGUUGUGGCAAGACGACGAAAAUGCAAUGGUGCCUGUAUGACAGCUUUGUAUCCAAUUGCAAAUAGCUCAGUUUAUGGAGUUGUACGAUCAUGUUUGGACGACAAAGACAUAUCCGACCAGGAUGUUUGCGCAUCUGGGUUAGAUAGCGAGUGCAAAUCUUGUUCUGGCUCCGCUUGCAAUGUUGAAAUUAUUCCCGAGUCUCGACUUUCCUGCUACGCUUGUAUUGGUGAGAAUUGUGUAGAUGCGAAUGUCGGUUAUUGCCCCAAAUAUAAACCAAAAGACCAGUGUUUUAUUCUCUUUGAUGAUAAAAGUGACGUCGUACAAAUGGGUUGUGUCAGUGAUUUAGACGAUAGUUUUGUAUCAAACAACAUUCAUCGUUUAUAUACUUGCAACUCAAAUAACUGCAAUGGUUACGAAAAUAUACCCAAAACAACCAUGUGUGCCGAAUGUAAUUCAAAUGAUGACCCCGAUUGUGCUUUAAUGCCACAAAAUGUGCCAUCAAUUACUCAAUGUACUUCUAGACCAAAUACUCAAUGCUAUACUAAAAUUAAUAACGAUGGUUCAACGGAACGUGGGUGUGUAACCAGUCUUAGCUAUUCUGACAUGAUUAGUUGUCUCAGCGGAAAUUACAACAAAUGCAGUACCUGUGAGAGUGAUCGGUGUAAUAUACAGGUUUUCCCUCCAGACCGUCGUCGUUGCCACCGUUGUAACACCAAAGAUGACCCAGAAUGUGAAAGUUUGCCGGAUUCUGCAUCAGUCUGCCCUAUUUAUGAUAGUGAUCAAUUUUGCACAACAAAAUUAGUAAAUGGUCAUACAUACCGGGGUUGCAGCACAGAAUUUCAAUGUAAUGAUGACGACAAACAAUAUUGUCGCCAAUGCUUUGAAUCGGACAAUUGCAACGUGGUUGAUUUGGCUAGCAGCAACAUCGGAUAUCCCGGAAAAUGGCAAGGUGUCCCAAUUAACUGUUAUAGCUGUGAAGGUUGGGAAUGCCAAACUUUAAGUUUAGGAGUAAUUGGAAAGUGCGAAAAUAACAACAAACAAAAUUGCGCAACUGUAUUCGCUGCUAAUGGUACAGUGAUACAACGCGGUUGCUCCGAUGUUAUUUACAAUAGCGAAAGACUUAGUUACUGCGACAAAAAUCCUUCACUGUGCAAGUUCUGCAAAUCCAGUGGAUGCAAUACAGCCAUCAGCAUCAACGAUUAUGUCGACUGUAUUUUCUGUGACGGCAGCGUAGAUUCCGACUGUAUUUUCUAUCCUGAAACUAAAACACAUACUCGUUCUUGUCACAAGAACUGUAUGACAGCAUUAUAUCCACGUACCAACGAAGAUAACCCAGCGUAUGAAUUGUCUAGAAGUUGUCUAGAUGAUCUCGAUUUGGAUGACCGUGAACAAUGUCAGUCGGGCAUUAGAGCCAAUUGUAAAUCUUGCAGCGAAGACAAGUGCAAUAACGUCAUAGUUCCAGAGACGCGGCUUAAAUGCAACGUAUGCCACGGAAAUGAAUGUGAGGAAUACAUUUCCGCUCAAUGCACAUCUUAUCGUGAAAACGAUAAAUGCUUUACGUUGUUCGAUGAGGAAAGCAAUAUACAAGGUAUGGGAUGCGCUAGCGACUUGGAUAACUCAUUCAUAUCGUCGAAUCGUCGCAAUUUAUUAUUGUGUGAAGGAGAUAAUUGUAACGAUGUUCUUAACUUACCACAACCUCCAUCGUGCAGAUGGUGCAGUUCCGACAAUGACCCGGACUGUGCCUCAAGUCCUUCAACGACAACAGCCACCGUCUGUCAUUUAUACCCUAACACAGAAUGUUAUAUGGCUGUUGACGAAGACGGUGUUACACGUCGAGGAUGUCUCUCAGAUGUGGAUGAAGAAUUAUUUAACGAUUGCACCAGUGGCGUCAGCACAAAAUGUAAAAUUUGCAGUUCAAAUGAUUGUAACAGCGCAAUCUUCCCCGAAGAGCGCCGAAGUUGUAUUCAGUGUGACUCCUCACUUUUUUCUGCUUGCGAGGACAACGCCAUCCAAUUCGCUCAAACAUGUGUGCUAUACCGGGAGAAUGACAGCUGUGUUACUAAACUAGAAGGGGAUCGUACUCUACGAGGUUGCGCAUCAGAUUUCACUUGUGACACUAGCAGUCGGGAAACUUGUCGAAUAUGUAAUGCGACCGAUAAUUGCAACACAGUUAAUUUGUUGGGAUUGUCCGUGGGAACACCAGGAAAAUGGCAAGGAUUGCCACUUAAUUGCUAUGCCUGCGAAGGGCUGGAAUGUGCUGACGGAAAUGGUAUAAUAAACGUAUGCGAAGGCAACAAUUUACAAACUUGUACCACUGUCUUCGGACUUAAUGGCUCCGUAGAAAAGCGUGGAUGUAGUGACACAAUCAGUAUUUCCCACGGUGAUUUCUGCGAUCAAUAUCCAGACCGCUGCUUAAACUGUAAAUCGAAUGGGUGUAACACCGGUAAUUCUUUGGAUGACUUCACAGAUUGUUACUUUUGUGAUUCUGCAUUAGAUGCAAAUUGUUCUACAGCAUUCGACGAGAAAAAGAUUAGGACACGUAAGUGUCACGGCGAUUGCAUGGUAGCAUUGUACCCCCGAUCAAGUAGUAGUGAUCCUGCUUAUGAAUUAGCUCGUACAUGUUUGGAUGAUUUGGAUUUAGAUGAUAGAGAUGCUUGCUCCAAUGAUCAAAAACAGUUCUGCAAAGCUUGCAGCGGAUCACGAUGUAAUACAAUGAGUUUUCCCGAGGAUCGCUUCGAAUGCUAUACAUGUCUCGAUAAUGAUUGCGAAGAUAUGGACAUUAAACAAUGUAAUGCGUAUCACCCUAACGAUCAAUGCUAUAUUCUUUUCAACGAAGAAAACUCUAUUAUUAGCAUGGGAUGUCGUAGUGAAUUUGAAGCGGAAGUUGUGACUGAACUGCUAAAACAAAAGAAAAUGUUACUAUGCAACGAAAAGGGAUGCAACUCCCCACAUUCCAUUCCUUCGCCUAAGUAUUGUUCCGUAUGUUCUUCAGAAAAUAAUUCCCUCUGUGCUACUAAUCCCAAUUUGGUUGGAAAUAUGGAACGCUGCUCUUCAUUACCAUACACCGAAUGCGUAACUCGUGUUAAUAACUAUGGUCAUACCGAACGUGGUUGUUUGGGAUCGCUUCAAAAUGAUAUAUUUUUCGGCUGUCUAAUGGGCACUGAUAAUUUGUGUGAAACUUGUGUGGGAGACAAAUGCAAUGAAAUUGAUAUAUAUCCCACAAAUCGCAGGAAAUGUCAACAAUGUAGUUCGGCUAUAGAUCCACUUUGUGCUUCAUCCCCGGAUAACAAUAAAGUUUGUCCUCUAUAUGACGAAAACGACUCUUGUGUAACGAAUUUCCGAAAUGGUAUUACUACUAGAGGAUGCUCAUCUACAAUGAAAUGUGAUGAUCCCGAGAAUAAACGCACAUGUCGAACUUGUGACACCGACGGUUGCAAUACCGUAAAUUUAGAAAGAAACAGUGAGAAUGGUGAACCUGGGCGGUGGCAAGACUUGCCAAUCACCUGCUACUCCUGCAAAGGAGAAGAGGAAUGUUUCAGUAAGGGAGAUUUCCGAUCAUGUUUAAACAAUCCCUUCCAAAAUUGUAUGACAGUAUUCAGCAAUGAUGGCAAAGUCAUUCAGAGAGGUUGCAGUGACGUGGUGGAAGAAGAUCAGGGAUCAUAUUGCGAAGCCAAUCCAGGCAAUUGUAUGGCUUGUAAUUCGAAUGGCUGCAACGUUGCUAAUAGUUUGGACGAGUACAUCGAAUGCUUGGUCUGUGAUACCGACUCUGGUCCAGACUGUUCUAAUAAUAUCGGUAGUAUAGAAAAAACCCGAAAAUGCUACAAAUAUUGUAUGUCAGCUCUGUAUCCACUAUAUCAGGAGGCCAAUCCAUCGUAUGGUCUAGUAAGAUCUUGCUACGAUGAUAUGGAUAUUGACGACAGGGAUAGUUGUGCAGCUGGCAACAAGGACUACUGUCAAGUAUGUGAAACUGAAAAAUGCAAUACCAUCGAUAUGCCUCAGACGAGAUAUAGUUGCUACAUCUGUGAAGGCGAUUCUUGUCAGGAUCCUAAAAUCCAGCAAUGUCCAACAUAUCGCCCUGAUGACAAGUGUUACGUUCUCUUUGACGAAAAACAAUCCAUUGUUGCUCUAGGUUGUCGCAGUGAAUUUAGCAAUGAAGAUGCAGAUAAUUUGCUGAAACAAAAGCGUCUUCACAUUUGUGAGGGUCCGACUUGUAACCACAUCAAUAGCUUGCCUACUGCUCAUGUUUGUAAUCUAUGCAACUCGCGUACUGAUAAAAACUGCGCUGUCAAUCCAUCUGAAAUUACAGGCUAUACGACAUGCGCAGCCUUGCCUUUCACGGAAUGCUACUCUCGUGUUUUACCAGAUGGUGAAACCGAACGCGGUUGCUUGUCUAAUUUAUAUGAUGAAGAAUUCAUGACCUGCUUAGAUGGUACAUCGAAGGUCUGCGAAAAGUGCAUUGGAGAUAAAUGCAAUAGCAAGAUCUUCCCCGAAGACCGACUUAAGUGCCACAUUUGUGAUUCCUCAAUUGAUCCUAGUUGCGAGAAUGCCCCCGAUAACCUUGGCUUAUGUCCACUACAUAAUAACGAUGACACUUGCGUGACUGUAUUCCGCAACGGUUUUACUUAUCGCGGAUGUAGUUCUUCCUUGGUAUGUGACGCAACAAACCCCAGAAAAUGUAUCAAAUGUUCCGGUGAAGGAUGUAAUACAAUAAAUUUGGCUAAGAAACAAGACGACAAUUAUGGAAAGUGGCAAGACCUUCCAUUGACUUGCCUUGAAUGCACAGGAUCAGAAUGUAAUUCUUCUGAAACCACAAAGUCUCUUUUCUGCGAUUUAAAUAAUGAACAGGACUGUAUGACUGUUUUCGAUAACAGUGGUAAAGUUGUUCGACGUGGUUGCGCAGAUAUAGUCGAAAGUGAAUACGGAACAUACUGUGAUGCAAAUGAAGACAAAUGUUUAAGUUGCAAAUCAAAUGAAUGUAAUUCUGCGAAGUCCCAAUCAGAAUUCACCGAAUGUAUUUAUUGCGACUCUAACAAAAAUCUCGAUUGCAUAUUUAAACCCUUAAGCCCAGACCAUAAAGUUAGAAAAUGCCAAGAUGGCUGCAUGACAGCCCUGUAUCCUUCGGAUAGUUCUCAUAACCCAUCUUACGAUUUAAUACGGACGUGUUUGAACGACAAAGAACUUUCCGAUCAACUUGAAUGCUCAUCUGGCAACGAUGCAACAUGCAAAGCUUGUACUGGGGAAAAAUGCAAUGUGGACAAUGUUCCAGAAAAACGUUUUACAUGUUACACUUGCGAGGGAGAGAACUGCGUGGAACCAGUUAUUCAAUUAUGUCCACUAUACAAAGAAUUUGAUCAAUGCUUUAUUAAAUUUGACAACACAAACAGCAUAUCUGAAAUGGGAUGCGUGAGCUCAUUCCGCAACCAGCCGUUGGAAAAUAUAAUUAAAACUAAACGAGUUUCCGUGUGCAAUGGCCCCAAUUGCAAUUCACUCGACACUAUUUCGAAAGCACAAAAAUGUGCUAUAUGCGAUUCAGGUGAAGACAUAUCCUGUGCUGUCAACCCAGUAGAAAUUGCAUCCUUCAAGUCAUGCAACAUGCUGCCCUAUACUGGAUGUUUCUCGAUAUUAACUGAAAGUGGCCACACGGAGAGAGGUUGUUUGGCGGAUUUACCAGAUGAUGAGUUUACUGCUUGUGUUUUAGGUAACGAUGAAAACUGCGGAGUUUGCAGUGGGGAUGGGUGUAAUCGAGAUAUAUUCCCCGUCAAUCGUCAACAAUGCUUCACGUGCACAUCAGAGGAAGAAUCCAAUUGUGAAUCAUUCCCAACGUCAAAAUCACCUUGUCCAAUAGUGAGUGAGUCCGAAUCCUGCAUAACAGCUCUAAAGGGAAAUGUAACAGUUCGUGGUUGCAGUAGUAAUCUCUAUUGUGACUCGGGAGAUAGUUCCACCUGUCGAUCAUGCUUCAGCUCUGAAUGUAAUUCAAUUGAUUUAGUUAACCAAGUGGACGACGGCUACCAUGGCGUUUGGCAAUCUCUCCCUCUUCGCUGUUUUACAUGUGAAGGGCAACAAUGUCUUAAUUCUCUUGGUUCAACGAAAACGUGCUCCAGUCGAAAUUAUAAUCAAGACUGUAUGACUGUUUUCAAAUCCAAUGGGGAAGUUGAUCGACGUGGAUGUUCGGAUGAUGUUGAAGAUUACAGAGACUUAUACUGUCGUCAGAAUCCAGAUUUAUGUUUCAAGUGCAAGUCGAACGAGUGCAAUGUGGCAUGGAGUAUAGAAGAUUAUGUUGAAUGUGCAUUCUGCGAUUCCUUCAAAGAUUCGCUCUGCACAAUAAAUCCAAGUGGUUCUGGUUUUGCUUCAAGAAUAUGUUACAAAAAGUGUAUGGUUGCAAUGCUAGAUCAACGUGUUAUACGCUCAUGCUUAGAUGAUAAAGAAUUGAGGGUUCAAAACGAAUGCAAUGAAUCCGAAAACAGUGAGUGCGUCAGUUGCUCAAAUGCCAAUUGCAACAAAUUUGUGUUCCCUCUUGAUCGCUUGAAGUGUCACACAUGCACCGGAACUUCAUGCACCAGUAGUACAGGACAAUAUUGUGAAAUUUAUAGCAAACAGGACUACUGUUUUGCUAAAUAUGAAAGCGGCAAGGUUGAUUUGCUAGGCUGCGCCUCUGCACAAAAUGCGAGUGAUUUGGCACAAUGGGAGGCUCAAAACAAACUGCAUAAAUGCGAAGGUCUAGAAUGUAAUGAAUUAUCACGUUUACCCACUGAAAGUGAGUGUCUUGUCUGCGACUCCAGCAAGACUCCAAGCUGCAGUCAGAACCCUACACACAUAAAUACCACUCAAACUUGCUUGGCACCAAAAAGCCAGUGCAUGACUCACAUCAAUUCUGAUGGGCAUACUAUCAGAGGUUGUCUCAGCAGUUUAAGCGAAGAUGAACAGUCAUGCGUGGCUGCUGGUACGUGUGUAGUCUGCUCUGGCUCCAAAUGUAACAAUGAGAUUUUCCCAACCAAUAGACGAUCCUGUCAUAUCUGCAAUUCAGUCGCUGACAAGGAUUGUAUUUCCAAUCCAAAUAAUCCUCUUAUAUGUCCUAUCUAUGUAGUAAACGAUAGUUGUGUAUCGACGCUCUCGGAUGAUGGCAUAGUCACUCGUGGCUGCGCAUCUCAAGUUACAUGUGAAAAAGAUGAUAGUGACUACUGUGAAUCUUGCAAUUCUAACAAUUGUAAUACUGGAGAAUUAAAGGGUUCGGGAUCGCUGGUCACUCAAAGCUUACCUCUAACGCUGCUCUUAGCAGUUGUGUCCUUUAAUAGUGAACAGGAAAUAACUAAACGCGUAUUGAUGCAAAAUCGAUACUAAAUUUAAAUAUUAAAUCUUAAGUGUUAAUUCCAGAGUUUUGAAAAUGUUUUACUCAUGUUUUUACAACUUUUCUACCAUAACAAAUAUAAUAUUUUAAUUCGAAACGAAAGUAAAAUUUUAAAAGUUUGCACGAACUUUAAUAACGAAUCCUACUAAAAAGUCAAUAAAUCUGAAGUUAUGCCUAUAUAAUUCAUUCGGUAUAAACCAUAAAAGCACGCAUAGGAAUAUAUACCUGAUAAAUACAUUUGGAAGUGGUUACACGUAGGUAAUUAUUUCACUGGUUCUUUUGCACGAGUUCAAAUAAAUCUUGAAACAACCUUUUUCAUAACAUUUGAACAGGUUAAGAUGAAGUAUUAUAAAAAAUGCGAUGCUCUUCUCCACACUUGGAAGAGUUUAAAUGGAAACAUGACUUAUCCGAUAGUUUCGAACAUCUUUAUUUGUUCUCAGAAUUACGAACACAAAUCAACCCGAUCACACAGCUUUAUUCAUGAUACAUUUAUACUUUUUUUUAUUUUUGAAUAGAUUUUGAACCAAAUCACAUUUACUGUGUAUUGAUAUAAGCAAAAGAACUAAUUGCAUUUCCUUUAUUUAAUUUGGCUUUAUAAAUUGUAUACUAUUCAUUAAUGUUUUCUGCUUUAUCUGAAAAUUUUAACAUUAUCAACACAGUUGAAUAUUUUCUAUAUCUCCACCAUAUAAAAUUGGUCAUUCAGUUUGAAACACCUCUAAAUAUUCAUCGUAGAGCUCACCAAGUAUAUAUAUUCAUAACCAGUUUGAAAUUUUUAGUCGACUUAAAGAUGUCCAUCUGUCUGUUAAAAUCACGAUAGGUCGGUUAGUAUUGAAAAUGAGGUUUAUCGAUCCAUUUUUUCGAAUAGCUCAUUUUUUUACAAAUUUGAUGUUAAGAGUUCGUAACGAGGUCUACCGCGGAUGGUAUUUUUGGAUAUUCGGUAUGUUAACGAUUUCCUAGCGGAUUUAUGGUAGUUCGGACCCAUUUGUGACACUGAAUUUAAAAAUGCUUUCUGGCUGUAUAGAAGCGUAAUUAAACCUAUUGUAUCAUAAGCGUCAGUAGUCUGGUUGACAGCAAUAGAUAAAAAAUUCAAUGUCAAAAUCUUGCAGAAAGUUUAAAGAAUGUGUUGCCUUUCCUAUAUAUACACCCAAGGUGUAUUUAUAAGGAGUAUACACCAGCUACAACAACUGACAUUUUAUAAUAACAACGUUGUUGUUAUAGAAACUAUAAAGACAUUCUGACAAUUGAAUUUCACAAAAAAAAACAAACUGUAAUAAUAAAAGCAAUUUGCUUUCUUUAAAAAUAUUUCUUUAAUAUAAACGCUGCAAAUUCUUGUUAGAAUAUUACUCUAGAAGCAAACGUUACCUGCGAAACAUUUGUAGUAUCGGUCAAUUAAUUAGAAUACUUCGAUAUAAAGGCAGUCGCCAAAAAUGGGCAUUUGAAGAAAGUAACUACUAAUUUCACACGUAUAUUUUGUGUUUAUUGAAAUAUUUCGUUAAGAAAUAUUAGAUUACAGAAAGGUCUUAAUUCUUAUUUUUUGCGUAUGUCAGUUUGAUUCAGUUUAUUGACAAUUUUAAAACCGUUUUCAAGUAUCCUUUUUUAGUAUUUUAUUUAAUAGUUUUAUUAUAUGCCAGCAUAUAACAGCAUAUACAAUUAUUGUUUAUUUUAAGCAGGCCAAUAACCUAAAUAAAAAAGAAAUGUUUGGUUUCACAUUGCAUACAUUAUUGGCUCAAGUAAAUUAUGCUUACUUUACAUUUAAUGCUAGUUUUAGUGACAUCCAAAAUGUGUAAAUAGCAAGCAAAAAUAAAUAUUCUUUGUAGAUUGCAAGAAAUUGUAAACAUACACAAUUCAAGUGUUGUGUAUAUCUACCUUUCUUUACAUUAAUAAACAUUUAUUUUAGUGACCCCGACGUAAUCCUGGCCAGAAUCAAUCAAACUUCCCCACCAGUGGUAAGGUAUUUGACACUUUUACUGGUGAAAGGAGGAAACUACUUUCGCAAAAAAGCAGCAAAUUUCAAGAGCCAGAAUAAUCUGGAACAUGAUCAACGAGCAGAUCUUGCCACAAUAGCAAAAAAUGUGGUAUCUCAAGUCCAACGUGACUGGGGAAGCCGAGAAGUUCAUGAGGCACCUCGAGUUAACUGAGGCGAAUUACGACAGUGUUCAUGAAUCGUUAUUGGCACUGGGGGUCCUGGAAUAAAACCGAAAGAAUAGGAUUCACCCUUAACCCACAUCCUAACAAAGAGGAUGGACAAGACUAUGAGCAGUCGAUUGUGGAUAUCAAAGAACUCCAAACGAUAUACCAGCAGCUUCGGUUGAUUCAACAACGAACCGUAUGUGCAACGGUAAUCACCCCCUAUAUUAUUGCAAGCAGUCCUUGGCAAUGACAGAGUCCGAAAGACAGAAAUGGGUUUCUAGAAAAAAGAUGUGUUUGAAUUGCUUUAAGGAUAAAGCAAAACAUGUACAAAUGGGAUGUGCAGAAAGUAUCAACAAAAACACAAUACACUUUUUUAUAUUUCCACGAGGUCACAAGCUGAAAACCAGUCAGCAGUAGUGUCAGCUAAGAGACCCCUAAUAGUGGCAUCGGCGAAUUGACAUACUUGCUACCGCACGGGUUGCUUUCAAGGCCAAUAAUGGAAGAACCUAUGAGUUCAAGGCAAUUCUGGAUUCCGACUCACAGAUUUAUCUUGUGUCAGAACGACUUGUGCAGAGGUUGGGUAUCGAACCCAUUCAAGUAUCUUCCUGUAUCGAUGGCGUUGGCGGAAGAUCAAGAACAAACAAUAGAGUCAGCGUGGAACUUCAGUCGCUGACAAGCAAAUUCAGAACACGUCUAGAAGCUUUUGUGUUACCAAAAAUAGUGUCACCGCAAAUAAGCACUGGCAUCGACAUUACAUUAUGACCAAUUCCUGAAAACAUCAAGCUAGCAGAUCCCCGCUUUAAUCAAACGACAAGAAUUGACGUACUACUUGGAGCAGAGUCCUGCUUUAAUCUUAUUCCAUCACAAGAAAUUCGAAUAUGCAAAGAGCUUCCUAUAUUGAAGAUUUCUUAGCUAGGGUGGAUCAGAAGUUGACAAUAGCUGAAGAACAGUGUGAAAAUCGUUUCAACCAAAAUACAACAGUGAAUGAGUAUGGUCGUUUUGUGGUGCGAUUACCGUUUUCAGACGGUCCUGAGAAGAUAUCUGUUUCUUAUUUCACUUUUUUUUAUUUUUUCUUUAAUUAAAAGAUGUUGUUUUUAUUUA
Musca domestica (house fly) is the source of this 14853-nucleotide messenger RNA. RefSeq lists its product as uncharacterized. The coding region runs from base 90 to 11615 and encodes 3841 amino acids. The record is from RefSeq and is a predicted model, not a curated record. The transcript has 12 exons. Lineage: Eukaryota; Metazoa; Arthropoda; Insecta; Diptera; Muscidae.